CUCUCUCUCUGUGUCUCUGGUUGUGAGCACGUGUUGCCUUUAUAAAUCUCCCUGGAGAGCGCACCGAAAAGUGCCUAGUGUGGAUGUUUGCAUUGCGCCAAUGACGCUUGCAGCAGCAUAAGGAAGACGGAGGUAAAGCUAUAGGAAACAGAGGCAGAGGAGGAGAAACAGGGGAGCCAAGAAGAAUGGAGGGGAAGCAGGAAGCUAAAGCAUCCAAAUUUACGAGGAUCUGCGUCUUCUGCGGAAGCAGUCAGGGGAAGAAGAGAAGCUACCAAGAUGCUGCCAUCGAGCUAGGCAAGGAACUGGUGUCGAGGAACAUCGAUCUGGUCUAUGGUGGGGGAAGUGUCGGACUGAUGGGGUUGGUCUCUCAGGCCGUUCAUGAUGGUGGGAGGCAUGUCACAGGGGUUAUUCCCAAGACACUCAUGCCUCGAGAGAUAACCGGGGAGACCGUAGGAGAGGUGAAGGCAGUCGCCGAUAUGCAUCAACGGAAGGCAGAGAUGGCGAGGCGCUCCGAUGCCUUUAUUGCUUUACCUGGAGGAUACGGGACUCUUGAAGAGCUGCUUGAGGUGAUAACGUGGGCUCAGCUUGGCAUCCAUGACAAGCCGGUAGGAUUGCUGAACGUCGAUGGAUACUAUAACUCCUUGCUAUCGUUCAUUGACAAGGCAGUGGAAGAAGGUUUCGUCAGCCCAAAUGCCCGUCAUAUCAUAUUAUCCGCUCCAACGGCAAAAGAAUUGAUGAAGAAAUUAGAGGAGUACUUCCCUCGACAUGAAAGAGUGGCUUCGAAGCUGAACUGGGAGACGGAGCAGCUUGGUUACUCCAAAUACGAGAUUUCACGAUAGAGAUUGAUGUUGGGAGUAGCAGGUUUUUGUCAAGAAAUUAAGGUGUUGAAAUUGGAGUGGACCAGAAGCAAGUGCUUGGGAUUCUUUCCUCUGUAAAUUAUGACAAAAUGACUGGAAAAAUUUUAUAAAGCUUCA
This is a messenger RNA of Musa acuminata subsp. malaccensis (wild Malaysian banana), 974 nucleotides long. Its product is annotated as cytokinin riboside 5'-monophosphate phosphoribohydrolase LOG3. Gene Ontology annotation, biological process: cytokinin biosynthetic process. NCBI's taxonomy places the organism in Eukaryota, Viridiplantae, Streptophyta, Magnoliopsida, Zingiberales, Musaceae. The record is from RefSeq and is a predicted model, not a curated record. Gene Ontology annotation, molecular function: hydrolase activity, hydrolyzing N-glycosyl compounds. Gene Ontology annotation, cellular component: cytosol.